This is a messenger RNA of Tricharina praecox, 955 nucleotides long. RefSeq lists its product as uncharacterized. The transcript has a single exon. The record is from RefSeq and is a predicted model, not a curated record. Bases 129 to 587 code for a protein of 152 amino acids. Lineage: Eukaryota; Fungi; Ascomycota; Pezizomycetes; Pezizales; Pyronemataceae.
GCAGGGAGGGAGGGAGGGAGGGGGCGAUUGGGGCGAUUGGGAUGAUUGGGAUGUGUCCCAUCUCUCGAGUCUUGCGAUUGUCCAGCGGGUGCAUGUGUAGCUGAAGAAGCUGGAGAAGCAGCGUCUGCAUGUGCAAUGUGCAUUCUCGGUGUGCUGGGUAUUUCGAUGCACUGCACACUGCACCACAACGUUCGUUCGAUCGAGUCCUAUCCGACUGUCGCCAAAUCGUGCCUAUAUCGUACACGCCUACCCUUGCUCUGCAGAGUACUCUACAUAGCAUAAUCAGAGAGACGAGCAAUCCUGUGUUCCCGGCAAUCUUGGCGGGCGGCACAGAGAUCCCGUUCUGCCUAUUGCUUCUUCUUCUUCUUUUCUUCUUUAGUUUUCUUUUUGAGAGAGAGGAAACUCACGUGGACGUCAACCGAAAGAAGAAGAAGAAAACAACUGUGCAAGUUACAUAUUCGCUCUCGCUCUGGGCCCUGUGGAGUUUGUGGACUGGUACGGCGCAUGCAUGCAUACUGGCGAGGCCCAAUCCGUUAUGCAUGGUCAGCCUCGUUCCGUCAACUCAAGUUACUCAACACGAAAGCUGAUUCCCGAACGACCGCUUGGAAGCCGGGGCCGAGACUUGUGACUGACUGACUUUUGUACACUUACCUGGGCUACAUUCAGUACUCUGCAUAGUUGUCGUGCACAAUCAAUCCGUAUCCGUAUCCGAGUGCCUGCGCCUGUGCUUGAAAGUUGACCGCCACCUCUCUUCCAUACAUUGGAUGUAGAGUAAUUCCAUGUUUGCUUUUGGGUUUUCAUGCUACAUACACCAGCAAGAACAAGCGAUAGGUUGCAUGUCCACAUCCAGCUCGCGAGAUGCAACAGAUGGCCGCUUCCAGCGCACGGCCUGGUCGUGGUCGUGGUCGUGGUCGUGGUCGUGGUCGUGGUCGUGGUCGUGGUCGUGGUCGUGGUC